GCCAAGUAUGACGAAGAGAAUCCAAUUUUGGUCAUGGUCCUCCACCCCCAACCCCUCAUUAAAUUUCACACCAAUUUGUUACUGUUAUAUUUCCCCCUCAUUAAUUGUUGUAAGCUACUAGUAGCAGUAGGCAUCAUUUGUCAAGGAUGUGGUCAAUUCUCUGACUUGUUUGAACAUUCUUGUUCUGUCUCGGUUGGUUAUCUUGUAAAGGGGUUUAACCAUUUUACCUCAUACUAAUAAACACAGAUUUCAGCAAUAUGUUGGGUCUUGGAUUGAUUAGCAUAGCGGGUCAUGCUACCCCAAGUAAAGAAUUACACUGGUUACUUUCUGCCUUUGCUGGUAUCAUCAUGUGUAAAAUUGUUUAUCAAUUAACAGGUGCUAUAAGUCCUUUGUUCUUCACGGGAUAUUUUAAACUUGACGACCAAAAGAAACUUGAAUGGAACAACAGAGGAUUUUCCACUUUCCAUGCACUCCUUGUAGCAGCUGCUUCUAUAUAUCUCUUGCUUGAAUCAGAUCUUUUCCUUGAUGGUGCUCAGGAUGAGUUAAUGAUCAAUAGAACCUCGGCUUUUUCAGACACCAUACUCGGGAUCUCCACCGGCUACUUUCUGGCAGACUUGGCAAUGAUUUUGUAUUACUUCCCAGCCUUGGGUGGAAUGGAGUAUGUCUUUCAUCAUGGACUCUCAAUGUUUGCAAUUGUUCAAUCCCUUUUAAGUGGUCAAGCACAGAUAUAUAUAUUUAUGGUACUCUUUACCGAGAGUACUACUCCCUUUGUUAAUUUGAGAUGGUACCUGGAUGUUGCUGCUCAAAAGAACUCUAAGCUUUAUGUCUGCAAUGGAGUAGCUUUAUUUCUUGGGUGGCUGGUUGCAAGGAUUUUUUUGUUUCUCUUCCUUUUCUAUCACAUGUUUAGCCAUUUUGAUCAGAUAAAGAAAGUUUAUCCACUGGGCUUCUAUAGCUUGUUAACUGUACCUCCUGUUUUGGCACUGCUGAAUACCGUCUGGUUUUGGAAAAUUGCAAAGGGUUUGAUUAAGACUUUGAGAAAGGCUAGACACAGCCAGUAGCAGACAACUACUGCUCUUUUGGAGCUUGUGCAGUAUCUUUGUCCGACAUUGCUAAUCAUAAAUGUGGCAUCCCUUUCAGUAAUUGUAGUGUGAUGCAAUACCGAAGUGUAGGACCGCUGAUUGGCUGUGAUGUUGUAUUUGCUGGCGACAAGGAGCCUAUUUUGAUAUUUUUCAAAUUUCUGGCUUGUUUGAUCAGCUAUUUUGGCUUAACCGUUUUACUCAUAAUGUACAAAAAUUGAUUUUGGCUUAGCAAAAGGAACUCAAUGGAAUCAGAUCUACUCAUUAAAGUGAA
Molecule: messenger RNA, 1350 nt
Organism: Lycium barbarum (goji berry)
Lineage: Eukaryota; Viridiplantae; Streptophyta; Magnoliopsida; Solanales; Solanaceae
Exons: 10
Coding region: 258-1058 (266 amino acids)
Biological process (GO): lipid homeostasis
Cellular component (GO): membrane; endoplasmic reticulum
Source: RefSeq, a predicted model, not a curated record